AUGAGGUACAUACGCUGGACGUUACUUGUGGCAACAGCUCUAGCUGCAGUUCACGCCAAUGAAGACGCUAUGACGUCUAAUUCACUGAUGGAAUUGGAACAGUUUCUUGUAGCUUCUUCCCAGCUGCACGAGGGACGACAGCUGAUGAGCAUCGAUCUGUUUGAAGCUCACGUGGCGCGCUACUUAAUGUCUGUUGCUGACACGUCAAAUGAGGUCACUACAAUUUUUGCGCUGUACAGAAAGGUAAAUCAAAUGGUCGUGUCGACUUGGGGCACCACUGAGGCUCAACAGCUCGCGUAUUUUAAAUAUAAUGUGUUUCCUAACAUUCAAACAAAGGCAAAGGAACUGCUUUUAAGCUCAACGUCAGGGAACAGUGAAACGGUAAAUGACGAAGUUGAAAAUGCCUUAACGUCAAGCACAACUCAAACGGACACUAGUGACUUGACGACGUUGGGAUCACCUACGACCAGUUACAGCAAGCUUUCAUCGACCAAAAAUGAUGACGGAUUGAAAACAUCCACGAAUGUAGGAUUGCAUACGGGCGCUGGAGCGGGUACGGGCGCUGGAGCGGGUACGGGCGGAGGAACGGCUCGGGGUGGCGAGGUGGGUACGGGAGGGGGAACAACUGCAGGCGAAGGUAUGAAUACUGGUGGUGGAGCGGGUACGGGCGCUGGAGCGGGUACGGGUACGGGCGGAGGAACGAUUCUGGGUGGCGGGGCAGGUGUGGCCGAAGGAACGACUCCGGGUGGCGGGGCGGGUACGGGCGGAGGAACGAUUCUGGGUGGCGGAGCGGGUACGGGCGGAGGAACGGCUAUAAGUGGUGACUCCCUGACUGUAGAUGGGACUUUUGCGGUGGCGUCGACGUCUUCGACGACGCGUACACGUUCGGGAACUGCGUUCUGGUUUACGACUUACAACCCACGACUGGCGAUCAACGUUGGCUCGCUGCCGUCGCAAAGAAGCGCAGUACAGACAGUCGUGGAGUCGUCCGCGCCUAGUGAGUUUAUGGCUGCCACUUCAUUCAGGUCAAAGUACACGUCGCCAACUAUUAUCCGAGACUACUCGAGCCCAAGCCGUCGUCACCUAUCCGGCGUCACCACAGACUUGUCUGACAUCGAUGUGCUAUUCUGCGAUAUUGAGGGCAACGCUAUCUGGAAGUGGAGCGCAGAGAACAUGCCAGAUGCCACAGUGACCAAUGUAUCUAAUUUUGCGACUGAAAUGGAUGUAAUGGUGGACGAAGUUUGCUCUGCUACUACGACGCUUAGUGUUUCGGCUUACCAGACUGGUUGCUCGCUUCAGAACCACCCUAAGGGCUGCGACGACGUGUACUACAAGGGAUGCGGUGGUAUCACUGUAUCCCCUACGAGCGAUCGCAUCGUGAUUGCUCGCACCGGUGGCCGUACCCUUGGUGUGCUGAACUACAAGUCAGUUGGUAAUGCCUGCCAGGGCCAAGUUGUGGAUGCGAUCACGACGUACCGCGGCAAGAAGUUUAACAGCCCAACUUUUGUUGAGUAUGCAAGCAACGGCAUUCUGUACUUCACAGAUAGCCCUUUCGGUCUGGCAACCAGCGACGCAGACUUUGACGGCGACAUUCUCGACAAGUCACCGCUCCGUGAGAUUCCGUUCAAUGGUGUUUACAUGCUGCGCAACGGUACGGGUCAUUCUGUGGAGCUGGUGGACUGUGAAAUGACGCGUCCCAAUAAAAUUGCCUUUUCGCCGUCCCAGGACAUCAUGUACAUCACUAACUCGCAAAAGGGCAACUCUUACGUGAAGAGUUACAUUUUGGCAGCCGAUGGCACGGUCAGCAACUCGAGCAUUUUCUUCAACUUCACGGCUCACCCUGAGCUGGAAACUGAUGCUGGUUAUGCGAGGGGCAUUAAGGUGGAUGCCAACGGCUACGUAUACGUGGUUUGCUACAAGGGCGUGUACAUUUUCUCGCCGGAAGCUGACCUGGCAGGUGCCAUCAUGAGCUCUCAAGAGCUAGACUCUGUGUCUAUGGGUCUCGGCCGCCUUUUCAUCUCUGGCAGUUUUGGCCUUGUGGCGCAGACCAGCGGCGUUGCUUCACAGCCGCUUCCCCGGGCUUCGGUCACCUGCAGUGCUUAG
This is a messenger RNA of Peronospora belbahrii, 2103 nucleotides long. The record is from the annotation of a GenBank genome assembly. NCBI's taxonomy places the organism in Eukaryota, Oomycota, Peronosporomycetes, Peronosporales, Peronosporaceae.